GUAGUUCAGCGUGUUCGACUCAAACAGCCAAAUUCCCGGGAGACGCAGGGAAACCUUGAAUAACUUUAGAAUUGCAUCUGGAAAGCAUGGAGGAGAUUCAGCAGCAAAAGCCCACUCUUACGAACAGUACAACCAGGAAGAGGGAAGAUUACUUGGAGUGGCCUGAGUACUUCAUGGCUGUCGCUUUUCUGUCUGCACAGAGGAGUAAAGAUCCCAGCUCACAGGUCGGGGCCUGUAUAGUGAACCAGGAGAAUAAAAUCGUCGGCAUCGGCUACAACGGGAUGCCAAAUGGCUGUGAUGAUGAUCUGCUGCCGUGGUCUCGCUCUGCUGAGGACCGACUGGACACCAAAUAUCCCUAUGUAUGCCAUGCAGAGCUGAACGCCAUCAUGAACAAGAACAGUGCUGACGUAAAAGGCUGCACCAUGUAUGUGGCUCUGUUCCCCUGCAACGAGUGUGCCAAGCUCGUCAUCCAGGCAGGUAUAAAGGAGGUGGUUUAUCUCUCUGAUAAGUACCAUGACACACCGGAGAUGGUCGCCUCCAGGAAGCUGCUGAGCAUGGCAGGAGUACAAUACAGGCAGUUCAAGCCCAAGAGGACUGAGAUUGUCAUUGAUUUUAAUUCCAUUAACCACCCUGGAAUCCUGAGCAGCGCGACCAAGUGAAAAUGCAAACGGCUCACCUUGGGGAGCUGCUGAACGAGGCGAGGAAGAGGAGGAAGGCUGACGAGAUUGAAAGGGACUUUGAUGCCUCUUUCCUGCAGGUCUUCUUGCCCCCUGCUUUGUCCAAAGGAAACUCAAGGAUACCUCGACUUUGGCGUCUUUUGAUAUUUUGAUUAACCGGAUAUUCAAGAUAGUUUAAUUUGGCGCCUCACUCUUUGUAUCUGUCAGUGGCAGAAGGUCUUUUUUACUUAAAAACUCUCUUUGGGAUUAAGGAAACACAAGGACUGUUGAUUUUAAGGCUUUGGUGUUGUGGAUCAGAUCCUCUCCUGUCUGUCAGCGCAGGGGAAAACCUGCUUUUCUUCCCCCUUCAAACAAGGUUCAGGAAUAAUAAGAGGCACCUUGACAUUCACUUCAUCUGACCUUUAAUGCUAACGGUGGAAGUUUCACAGCUAAUCUUGUUGUUUUGGAAACGGGGAGAUGUUAAGUGUUGCUGUCAGGGUUUUACGAAGUACAACCUGUGUAGAGGUCCAGAUUUUAUUCGUACAACCCUGACACACAGCUGAAGAGGAACCAGUUUUAUUUUGUCGAGUUAUUCUUUAGUCAUUCCCUUAUCUGCUGCUGAUUCUUUCAUGAGUGAAUUUUAUAUAAUUUUUACCCUUGAUCCCUUUUUGUAAAAAUCUAGUUUUCUGAAAAAAAAAAAAAAAACUCUUUAGAUCAGAACAGGAAAGUUUUGUAGUGCUGCACAGUGAAUUGCAGUUUCAUUAUCAAUGCGAUGCAAGCAUUCGCAUUUGACUCAUUACAAAAGUUUUAAUAAACAAGAAUCUUUUGUGUAACUAGCGUUGCUUGCACACUCAGCGACUGAAUGCAAAUGUUUUCGAUCCAUUUAGGAUUUUUUUUUUUAUUCAGGAAUAGCAUUUUGCACUCACAACUGUUGUUAAAGACAGGGGUUUUAAAAGUGUGGGAGAGUGAGCCUCCCCUGAGAGAACAUAAUGUAUUUUGCAUAAUGUAUUAGUGGAUGUACUUUAAUCAGGCACAUUUAACCCCAGUGAUUGUGUUAAAACUAUUACAGUGUUUAAUUGCUCUACCUACGCUAUCUACUGAAGUAAGUCCUGCACUUUUUGUUCCUAUUAGUCAUUUAACCCUCAAAAUAAACCGAAAAUUGCUCAGAAAAGAUCUGUUAUCCUUCGCUUUGUUUGGGAAACGUGUCACUUUUACUCAUCUGUUUGAAAAAAGAACAAUUAAAAG
Messenger RNA from Cheilinus undulatus (humphead wrasse), 1901 nucleotides. It is a transcript of the gene dctd, whose product is annotated as dCMP deaminase. Gene Ontology annotation, cellular component: cytoplasm. The transcript has 6 exons. Gene Ontology annotation, molecular function: zinc ion binding; dCMP deaminase activity. The coding region runs from base 87 to 659 and encodes 190 amino acids. The record is from RefSeq and is a predicted model, not a curated record. Gene Ontology annotation, biological process: dTMP biosynthetic process; dUMP biosynthetic process. Lineage: Eukaryota; Metazoa; Chordata; Actinopteri; Labriformes; Labridae.